CCGCCACCACCACCCUACUACGCAUUCCAUCACCGAUAUAAUUCACUCCUCUCAACGCUCGCUGCACACACACACCAGUGAACCUAGCCAGCCAUUUGCCGCAUCGAUCAUCAGUCGCUGUCACGCGCGCCAAACCAAACCAAAGCCCAAACCCAGCUGCAAGUGCUACUGACAGCAGCUAGCAAACACACACCCGUCGCCAUCGCUAUGGACGGCGACUGGUCCAAGGACGGCGGAGGUGGAGAGCCGACCAAAUAUCGCGGCGUGCGGCGGCGGCCCUGGGGCAAGUACGCGGCCGAGAUCCGCGACUCGAGCCGCCACGGCGUCCGCAUCUGGCUGGGCACCUUCGACACCGCCGAGGAGGCCGCCAGGGCGUACGACCGGAGCGCCUACUCCAUGCGCGGCGCCAACGCCGUCCUCAACUUCCCGGAGGACGCGCACGCCUACGCCGCCGCCUGCCGCGGCUCCGGAUCCUCCUCAUCCUCGUCCAGGCAUAGGCAGCAGCAGCAGCAGGGCUCCGGCAGGGACGUGAUCGAGCUCGAGUACCUCGACGACGAGGUGCUGCAGGAGAUGCUCAGGAACCACGAGCCGUCGUCGUCUGCGAGGAAGAAGAUGUAAUGCAAGACGACUGGUACACGUGGCGAAUGCACGUUGCACAUCAGAAUGCCAUGUAUGCGUGGGGGGUUACGUUCAAUUGUAUGCAUGCAGUGCAGUGACUACCGGCCGGCUCUCCUGGAUAUGUCGGCCAUCUCUCUCUAUAUAUUAUUAAAAUGUCAGCUCCCUUCUCUAAUUUGGCGGGAGUUACAUCAGUGGUACUAUGCAGAGUUGCAUACUUGCAUAUAUAUGCACAUUAUUAAUUAA
Molecule: messenger RNA, 861 nt
Organism: Zea mays
Lineage: Eukaryota; Viridiplantae; Streptophyta; Magnoliopsida; Poales; Poaceae
Product: ethylene-responsive transcription factor ERF096
Exons: 1
Coding region: 208-618 (136 amino acids)
Biological process (GO): regulation of DNA-templated transcription; ethylene-activated signaling pathway
Molecular function (GO): DNA-binding transcription factor activity; DNA binding
Source: RefSeq, a predicted model, not a curated record